Molecule: messenger RNA, 2547 nt
Organism: Melospiza georgiana
Lineage: Eukaryota; Metazoa; Chordata; Aves; Passeriformes; Passerellidae
Product: potassium channel subfamily K member 17-like
Exons: 5
Coding region: 1-963 (320 amino acids)
Biological process (GO): stabilization of membrane potential; potassium ion transmembrane transport
Cellular component (GO): membrane
Molecular function (GO): potassium ion leak channel activity
Source: RefSeq, a predicted model, not a curated record
AUGGUGGCGGCGCGGCAGCAGCGGCGGCGGCGGCGCUGGGGGGUGCUGGUGCUGCUGGCGGCGUACGUAGGAUACCUGGGGCUGGGCGCCGUCGUGCUGCAGGCGCUGGAGCGGCCGGCCGAGGUGCAGGCGGCCCAGAACCUCCUCCAGCAGCACUGGGAGCUGCUGGGCAACCACACCUGCCUGCAGGGGCCCGCCCUGCAGCGGCUCAUCGAGGGUAUCAUCCAAGCCUACAAGAGUGGCAUAACCCUCCAGGGAAACACCACUAGCCUGGGCAGGUGGGACUACAGUGGGUCUUUCUUCUUCUCCAUAUCUGCAAUAACAACCAUAGGCUAUGGGAACCUGAGCCCCAGCACUGCAGUUGGUCGAAUCUUCAGCAUCGUGUUUGCACUUUUUGGGAUCCCCUUGAACCUUGUACUCCUGAAUGAAAUUGGGCACCUAAUGCUGCUUGGGGUUCAGCAUUGUGCCUCUCGCCUAGAGGAGGUGUUUCACUGGCAGAAUAAAGCUUCCUUCCUGAUGAAGACCUGUGCACUGGUAACUGGCUUGUUAUUGUUCCUCCUGCUACCUCCCUUGUUAUUCUCUGACAAAGAAGGCUGGUCUUAUGAAGAAGGCUUCUACUAUUCCUUCAUUACCCUCAGCACUAUAGGGUUUGGAGACUAUGUGAUUGGGAUGAACCCAGAUCGCACCUAUCCCAGCUGGUACAAGAAUGUAAUCUCUCUAUGGAUCCUCUUUGGGAUGGCCUGGCUAGCACUGGUUAUCAAAUUUUGCAUCAACAUUCUAGAGAGCUCCAGUUACUUCUGUCAAUGCAACAAGAAGAACACGGAGAUGGCUGAAGAUUUAAUGGAUGGUAACAAAAAUAGCAUGACUGGACUUCAGAAUGUGGAGAUCUGCUGUGACAAAGACACAAAAAUGAAAGCACCAGUUGAGUCUCACUCUUACACAGCUCCUACAGAAGCCCUGUAGGGAAGAAAAAUGUUCUCUGUGUUCUGCAGGUUUUAGUGCACCCAAGAUGAGCCAUUUAGAAAUGUGUAUGUGGAGCUGCUCUGACCUUGGAAUGGGGUGAAGGUUUGCUAUUGAGCUUGAAAUGCUUUUAUUUUGAAUUGAGCAAUGACAGAAUGUUUUAGUUCCAGCACCACCAAGUACUACCAACAGGACUCUUAGCCAAAAGUAGAUUUAUGGAAAUAUUACCUGCCCUCCCACCUCAGUCUAUGAGGUAAUCUUUGACAUCCCAGAGCAACACUAGCUGUUGUGCAUUUCUUUGCAUGAUUCUUGCAGUCUCUAGUUAUACCUAUAUAAAAGCAAGUGCCAUUUAAUGCAGGAAACAAACAGCAUAUUGCCAAAAGAAAUGAAAAGCACUGUUUAAAGCUAUCUGGCAGUCAUGGCAGAUGUGCACCAUCACCUAUGUACUUAUGCUUAAGAAAGGUAACAAGGUUUUGCUCUCUGAUCGUUCAAAUGGGGAUGGCAAUGAGGAAGAGCUCGUAGAGGUGCCUGAUAGAAACAGAUCAUUCAAUUUUUUAAAAAGUAAUUUCUACGUCAGAAGUCUGCUUACAGAAAGAGACUGGGAAUGCUAUUCCUUACUUCAGAACUUAUGUGGAUUCAUUCUUGGAAGUAUUUUGCAGACCAAAUGUCAUCAGCUUAAUGCGACAGUUCAUUUAGAUGAAUUUGUAUUUUGUCACAUCUUGGAAGUCAGAAAAGGAGGACUAGAAGCAAUUUUAAAAGUCAGUGGUUCCAACAUUUUCCUAUCACCAAUAUUAACAAAUUCAGUCUAGAAACAGACUGAAUUUUCUUCAGCUAUGAUCAAGAGAUGCUAUUGUGAUGAACUUCUCAUGUCGUUAAUGAUUAGUGUACUGUACCUGUUCUAUCUAACAUCUUAUAUAUAAUAACAACUCUUUGAUCUGUGGAAUGACAUGCUUGUUUGGCUUUUGUGUCAGUCAUGAAGCAGAACUUGGUUGCGUCUUUUUAGUUCCAUUAAAUUCUCAAAAAUCUUUUUAAAUAUUAUGCCAUUUAUAAGGGCACAACAGAGUCUAACUCCUGGUGCUGUUUGUAUUCCGUUAUCUGUUCUUCUCAUUUUGUUACUCCUGUUGUGCUAUUUGCAUCCUAAGCAUUAACUUUGAAAACUUCACCAUGGCAGCAAACCAGAAUGAAGCAUUUGAUUGAGCCUUCAGCUUUUGCAAUGAACUAAGGUCCCAUGGGGUUGUAAGAGAAAAGACUGAAAACAGAGUCUGCUGGAGUACGGGAUUGAGGAAUUAGAAAUAUUCAUUGCUAUAUUCACAGAAAUGGAGUGAGUGAAAAGUGUGCAGUCUUCAGGAACAAAAGUUCUGAAACAUAUAUUGUGAAAAAAGUGUUUCCAGAAGAGGUCAGUCUUGAGUAUUGAUAUCUGGUGGAACUGAUUACAGGAAAAAAUGCAGCAAAAGGAUCAGCUGAAUGAAAUUCAGUCUGCUGACCUUUUUCUAAUUGCAUAGUACUAAAUGUUCUCUCAAAUACUGUUUGAAGGGGCAGCAGAUAUCAGGAAGAGGGAGACAGUGGACCUCUUGGAUCAUACUGAUA